ACUGGAAUAACUGAGGCUGGAUGGGUCACUUGGCUCAAGUACAGACUUAAUGUCCUUUUUUUUUCACAGCACAUGUAGGGUCUCUAUGAAACAAAAAGACAAGAACUUCUACAUGGUUGCUCAGUUAAGGAUUUAAGCUAUAAUACUUAAUACACAUCUUUACGUUAAUCUCUCUUUACAGGUUUUCCAUCUGACUUCAAAUGCGAACCUUAUCUUGCUAGACUGGCUAAUUGCUGGACGUAUUGCUCUGGGAGAAGUUUGGGAAAUGAUCAGUUUUGCAAGUGAAAGCAAGGUUUAUGUGGAUGGAAAGCUUGUACAUGGAGAUGCUAUUAGGCUUGAUCGUGAUCUUGUAAAUGUGAAGGAUAACAUGUGUUCUCUGCAAAAAGCUUUAGAAUAUACUAAGGCGCUUGGAUCUUGUGUAUUCAUUGGACCUCAGUUUAGAGAGCUUAAGUGGAAAAUUCAAGAGAAAGUUAAAAGCUUAUCAGAUCCAAGUGAUGGUUUCACUGUUUCCGCAAGUGUUUUAAACCAACCACUAUGUGAUGGAGUAGUGAUAAAGCUACUUGCGGCACAGAGCACAGAACAGGCUCGCUCCUUUUUCAGAAGCGUGAUUGAAUACACAAGGGAGUGGCUUGGGAGUAAUCCUUUGGAAAAAUAGACGGGAGAGAACACAACCCCAUAUUUGAUACCUCGAACGAAGAAAGUAAGGGCGUGGCACAUCGGGGAAAGAGACCAAAUCUUCCAAGAUGGCCUCGUUGUCAUGAAGGGGAUGCAUGGAACCGAAGUAGCCAGUGAGAGUGAAGAUUACCUAACAGUUGAAUCCUUUAAAAUGAAGAAUGUUAUGCAGGCUCUGCAUUCGCUGAUUAACAUGUGCACCAACAGUCUAUUAACACAUAAAGGCAGUACACAUUUCACUGAAAGUACCAUAACCAUCGCCGGAUUCAUCCCCAGUUCUUCGAGGCUUUUUGUAUCAUCUUGCGGCAGAACGUAACACGGGCUGUGAUGCUGUUAUGGCAAGGAACUCUUCGUAGACUCAGUGCAGAUUGUGUGAAAUAUGACAUAAGUGUCUAAUUUUUAAUUUAUCCAAGGCUAGGCAACCGACUUCACUCUACAUUAUGUUCUGAAACGCUCCCCUCUGGCGUUGUGUGACAUCCAAGGGAACGGCUGCGAAGGAUCACGCUUAACUGUCACUUUUCGUGAUAUUCGUCACGAAAUCCAUCGUGCCCGUUCAUCGCAGCUAUUAGCUAUGACCUCACCGAUAAUUUUCUCCAAACAGCCGAAUAUCUGGAGAUAAAAAUUUCCAGAGUUAAAAAACUAC
Molecule: messenger RNA, 1315 nt
Organism: Pocillopora damicornis (cauliflower coral)
Lineage: Eukaryota; Metazoa; Cnidaria; Anthozoa; Scleractinia; Pocilloporidae
Molecular function (GO): nickel cation binding
Source: RefSeq, a predicted model, not a curated record